AUGGAGAACUCAAAUCUCAAGUGUUCAAUAAAUAUUUUCAAAACGAAAGAGUUUCUAGUACCUGUACAUAGGAAACCCUCCAAACUUCAAAUUAAUAUUGGAUUUAUGCAUUUAAACAAUCAGAAACAGCAUGAAAUGAAUAUUUCAUUGUUAAGCAUUUAUGAAAUUAACAGAAAACAGAUAAGAAAUAUUACAACGGUGUUCACAUUUUCCAUUCCUCAUGAAGAGAUCCACUUUUCUCUAGACAAUCAACUGGAUUGGAAGCUGUCCGCUUUCGGAGCAUUAACGAAAUUUGACAGUCUUACAAAAAUCCAAUUAUUACCCAUGAAUCAGUCUGUGAAACUAAUGCUAAUGUACAGCAGUGAAGAACAAUUAUUAUCAUACGUUCUUAUGCAAUAUGAUGAUCCGCAUUUCCAAAAUGUGUAUUCAUUAAAAAGUUGGUUACAACCAUGGCGUAAUCUAUACGAAUUCACAUUUCAGUGGCCAAAAUUACACACAGUUCAUGUGCUAACUAUUUAUGAUUUCACACCUGUAGAUGUGUACACUGGAUUAACAGUAGAUCAUCUAGUAUAUUUUAAUCACAUAAAGUACUUAAAAAUUAAAAAUCAAUUGAUGUACAAAUUAGACGAGCAUAAAUUGCUUAUAUUACAUCAAACGGAAGCACUGAACGCUACCAAUAACGCCACCAAUAAUAUUUCUGAUAAUACUAAUAAUGACAUUAGUGAAAUGAAAAAUACAAGAUUAAUUUCCAAGUUUGAAUUGAUUUUCCAGUUAUACCCAGAAAUGAAAUUUACGCCAUUCCAUAUAAAGUUCAUUGGUGCCGCCAAAAUUCACUUGUUCUUACCAACUUAUAAGAUAAAUAAAGAGAGUGAGGGAAAAUUAAAGAUUGACGUGACAAAAUUCAAAGGUGAAAGUAUAUUGAAACUGUUUGAUAUUCAGUUGUACAAUCAAUCCAAAUUUCUCAUUGAAUGGAGUUCAAACUUUAAAUUUAGUCACAAAUGGUUAUUCAACACAAAUCUAAAACUGAUUACCCAGUCAGGUGAGGAAAAUAAUCUCACUUUCAGCUGGAAAUCCUUGAAUAAAUCAACCUUUGUUGUUUUGAACUGUUUAAUUUUAUCUCUUGGUAAUUUUGUUUGCCAUUACAAACAUCGAUGGGAUACCAUUUAUCAUUUUGGCGGCUCGAAUAUGAUUUCCAUUCAGUCAUAUGUUCCAAAUGAAUGGUUGAGUGGGUUUUAUUUAAACGCUAAUUAUGCUCUUAAUCUGAAUUCAAACCAGAAGCUUAUCGAAAUAAGCGCUGAGUAUAGCACAAGUAAUUCUAUGGGGCCCGGUUCACCUGUACGUGCAAGAGUGUUUUUCAAACACGGUGAAAUGUAUGAGUUUGGUAACCUUGAGUUUGGAUUGGAUUCUCAGUUAAUGGGUCAUCAUUUUGGCUAUGAAAUGGUAAAUGCGAUGGCAGAAUAUGAAUUUAGUCCACCUCAUUCAGAGAAUCAAAUACGUUUCAUCAGUCGUGCUAUAGCAGGCUAUCGUCUCUAUGAAGGUCGUGGAACAAAAGGUUAUCAGGGCGAAUUAUUUAUAGUGCAAAACAAAGAAGAUAAUAAACUUAACAUUUUAUUAAGAUUUGGAAGACCCGGACUAAUACAUCAAAAUAAAUUUGAAUACAGUCAAACCCUGGAGAAGAUGUAUGCCAAUCUUCAAAUUUCUACUGUUUUUUCGGGAAAGUCAUAUCUUGAGGGUAAGGUUAAACUUCAACAUGACAAAACGUCUUCAAUCCCUACGUUUUCAAACAUCACUAUGUUCAGCCCAUGUUUACCACUGAUGUUUAACUUUUAUUAUCACUUAGAAAGAAACAUAUCGGUAUUAGUAAUAAAUGAAAACUUACUCAUUUCAAUUAAUCGAUCAUCGAAUCCAUUUUAUUUAAAUCAGACAUUUGAAUUUAAGAACAAAUCAAUCAAACCGUUAAAUAUUUAUCAUGAUAUGCGAUUCCAGUGUGAUACAAAUAAAGGUGAAAAUCACUUGGCCUCCUUAUCCUAUACAAGUAAACAGUCAGAUAAGGAAAUCCAUAAAAACUUUCAGCUCAAUGGAACUCUACAGUAUACGCACUGGCUAUGCUCAGUAAUACCAGUAAUGAAUUCCGUGUACAUUACCACUUUAUCGAUAAGCUAUGGAACAAUGUGA
Messenger RNA from Heterobilharzia americana, 2175 nucleotides. The record is from the annotation of a GenBank genome assembly. Lineage: Eukaryota; Metazoa; Platyhelminthes; Trematoda; Strigeidida; Schistosomatidae.